CAUUCACAGCUCAUUCAUGAGAGGUUACUCUGUGGUGUGGUGUUUGUCACACAGCACUUCCACACAGAAAGACUAGCUUCAUGGACACCAGAGCUAUUUUAAAAGCCUCUUGUUUCCUUAUCCUAACGGUCAUCAGCAUCCCAUCUAAUCUGUUCAUCUGCUGUGCCUUCCUUCACACCCGGCUGAUUGAAGCUAAGCUCACUCCUGCUGAUGUCAUUUUAUGCCACCUUGCCCUUGUCAACUUGGCCUCAACCUUUACCCGCAGUUUUUCUCAGAUGCUGACGGCAUUUGGAUAUUGGAGUAUAUAUGAUGAUUUUGGCUGCAAAAUGGUGCUCUUCUUCUUUCGUAUGUCAAAAACUCUCUCCAUAAAGCUCACUUGCCUCCUGAGCACCUAUCAAGCUGUGCUCAUCGCCCCUGCCACAUCCAUACUGGACAGCCUUAAACUCAAAAUCCCAAAGUAUCUUCAGCACAUCAUUUUCAGCCUCUAUGUAUUUUCCUUUGUGUUUAGUGUCCAUCUAAUCCUGUACUCCUCCUCAACUCUUAUCAACAACACCAUACCCCUCUACACGUUUAAUUAUGAGUACUGCUAUGUUACAUAUCCCAAUUACACCUUUUUCAUUUCCAUAGGUCUGUCCCUCUUUUUCAGGGAUUUUGCCUUCAUAUUGUUGAUGGCUGUCAUGAGUUGCUACAUCUUGGUGCUGCUCUACCAGCACGGAACAAAAGUGAAGAGUCUCCGAAGUUCAGACCACGGAAGCUCAGGAUCCAGGCCAGAGGCCAAGGCCUCCCACGCGGUGGUCACUUUGGUUGUCCUUUACACUCUUUUCUUUGGGGUGGACAAUGUCAUCUGGCUCUAUUCCCUGACCACCGUUAGAGUGGCACCCCUUAUUUCUGACGUCCGAAUUUUCUUUUCUGUUCUCUAUGUAUCUGUGUGUCCUGUUGUGGUCAUUGCAACCAACCCCAAAGUGAGGGGAAAGCUGAAUGUAAGCAAGCUUAAGAGACUGCCAUCCUCCACAGAUACCAGCUCUUCAACAGUAUAGCUGAAAUCCGUGACCAUCUUGUACUAAAUGAAGAUAGGAGAUAUAAAGUCCAGUGCUGCAGAGGGACCCUCAUUGCAGAAGACCACCACUUUAAAGAGGCAUGCUGAGAUGUGAAUGAGCUCACAGAUUAACUUGAGACAUUUUGGGAAAAUCAAAAUGUUCAUCAAGGAACAAUACAUUUUGUAGAACAUGUGAGCCUUUCCACCAGGGAAUUUUAAAAUGAGAUAUUCUUAUAACAAGAAUUGACAAAAAUAUAAUAAUUAUAAAAGGGGGUUAGGGGUGUAUAUUUUAAUU
Erpetoichthys calabaricus (reedfish) is the source of this 1331-nucleotide messenger RNA. RefSeq names its product olfactory receptor class A-like protein 1. NCBI's taxonomy places the organism in Eukaryota, Metazoa, Chordata, Cladistia, Polypteriformes, Polypteridae. Gene Ontology annotation, cellular component: membrane. Bases 81 to 1037 code for a protein of 318 amino acids. The record is from RefSeq and is a predicted model, not a curated record. The transcript has 2 exons. Gene Ontology annotation, biological process: G protein-coupled receptor signaling pathway. Gene Ontology annotation, molecular function: pheromone receptor activity.